Molecule: messenger RNA, 2479 nt
Organism: Xyrichtys novacula (pearly razorfish)
Lineage: Eukaryota; Metazoa; Chordata; Actinopteri; Labriformes; Labridae
Source: the annotation of a GenBank genome assembly
AGCACUAUCAGUGCUUGUAACCAUGGUAACUGCCGUGAGCGUCGCGCUACAACACAGAGAGCAGAGCGUAUAUUUAGGGUAAACAAUUCUAUCAUUUUUUAAAGUGUCUUAGUGCGAAAAUUCAGCGUCUAGUUAGGUUGUGCCAUUUCCACAACUUCCUAAUCAAUUUCUGAGGAUUUUAGACGCCUGUGGCGGAGUGCAGAGCCUUCAUUGUCGCAUUCUGACAGCCAUCUGCCGGCUGUGGGGAAGCUGUCACGGAUGUCUGGUGGGGUGUUAUAGUGAAAAUUUGAUUUUAAACACCCAGCACACUCACACAAACAGGCACACACAAUUUACUUUGUUUCCGCCUGCUAUGAAAUUCAAAAGGGAACUAUUUUUUUUUACCAAUAUGGGAAAAGCCUGUUCAUCUGUCAGGUACUUUAAGUAAUUGAAAAUGUCUGUUUCUUAACAGAGGAAGAGCCUGUCAAAGUGUCCUACAUUUUCCCAAAUGGAGACAAAUAUGGUAAGUGAUAAUGACACAGCUUUAACACGUUUCCACUGCAGUCUUAUAAGUUUUUUGUGCCAACUUCUUCACAGAGGGGGAGUGCAGCAGGGAUACAUCAGGGGCCCUGGUGAGGAGUGGAACUGGUAAACACACCUCAGCAGGUGGUGUUGUCUAUACUGGAGAGUGGCAUGAAGACAAAGUAAGGAAUUAACCUGUGUGUGGUGUCUUAGACCCUCUGAUGAGUGGUUGUUUUUUUUCUCUGUGGAUAGUGAUAAACUCAUGCUGUGUGUGUCUGUGUGUAUGUGUGUGUGUCACAGAUACAUGGCAGAGGCACCCUACAGCAUCCCUCUGGAGCCAUAUAUGAAGGAGAAUUCAAAGACAACAUGUAUGAAGGCGUAGGAACAUACAUCUUCCCUGAUGGCUCCACAUACAAAGGCCAGUUUCACAAGAACAGGUAACUUCUUUGUUUCCAUUUUUCAUUAAGAGCAUAAGUAUACAUAAGUAUAUUUUCUGAGUAUAUUGAAGAUAAGAUAGAAAUGUAUUGUUCCUGCAUUGGAAAAACAUGAUUAUUCUUUAUAAAUUACUAUCUAUUAAUAUUCAGAAAUGUAACUUUAAUCAUUCACAGUUAGGUUAUUUUGCUUUAUCUUUUGGUUAUGCAAUCAUUUGUGAUGUGUGAAAGUUUUGAUUUCUUGUAGGUUGGAAGGUGAGGGCACGUUCACUGACACACAGGGGCUGGUUUGGACUGGACAGUUCCACGGCAAAGCAGCACUGGGCCUGAAAAUGCAUCACAGUGUUUUGACAAAACAAACAUUGUUCUAUUGAUUUUUCCAUGAAAUUUAACUCUUUUAGGCAAAAUUCUCCCAAAAAAUAUAGAAAUUCUUCUAUCAAGCACAAUGUUGGUGAUUGUAUGUACCAUACUAAACACCAGCAGUUAAACCACAUGUGCCCACAUGCAUGUAUAUCUAUGUAAAGAUGGUCAAGCAUCCAUGCAAUCAAUGUGUCAAAGUGUUUGAAAGCAGAAGCCCGUUUUUUUGUGACUUUACACUUGCGCGGUCAUCAGCUGCCUUUUCCACAGCUUAUGCUGAUUUAUUACAGCCAGAUUCAGAAAUCUGCAAUAGUUAAAAGAAAUGAAAAAUGUUAGUACUAAGUUAGCUGCGUGUUCUUACUUACCCACUUUUACUUAAUUGCUAUAAUUUAAACCAAUCUCUGGUUUCAUACCUGAAAAAUAAAAGAGCAAUUUUACUCCAUUAUGCCAUCGACCAAUCACUGAGUGCCUUCUGCUCACACUCCAUCCACAAUAUCUGUGUUGGAGCUGGUGGAACAUUUGCCUGAGGAACAGUGAUAUGAUGUGAGUGUAUGAGGUCAGUUUGACCUUCAGUGUUGGCGUGAGCGGUGCAUUGUGAGUGACCCUCUGCAACCCUUAACAACACCCCCAGCUCAUGAAUAACUUCUACACAAACAACCACGACUGUUAAACAUUGUUUAAUAUGCAGCUCUGUUAUUGUAUUUUUUUCAGUCUAUUCAUAAUGCCUCUAUGGAUCUGUAAUUGCACAUACCCCUGAACAAAUUCAGUAUUGAGUAUUUAUCUAGACUAUACAGAUAUGGAAAUGUGCGUAACAAAAACACAUAUAUACUGUAGUGACAUCCAUACAAUGCUUGAACACUUCUGUUAAAAUACUGUUCCAGAUAUAACAAACAGCAAGUUUCAUUGAUUGUACAAUUUUCAGGUAGAAAAAAAUGUUUUUCUAUUGCAAACGGUCAGUGGUGACAUGGCUGAAACCAUUGAAUAUGCUCAUGAAGGCAAGAACACUUCAAAUUAAAGUAGGAAAUGGCACUGAAAUUUGGCACAGUAUACAAAAAAUCCAUCUGUAAUAUAACUGACAUGAAUACAAACUCACAAUGAGUUAUUAGUGAACAGCUUAUGCAGUAGAUAUAUAUUUAUAGUGCUCCUGGUGUUACUUUGAAACAAUAAAUGUGUUUUCUGUCCCACAAGUA